Orycteropus afer afer is the source of this 1386-nucleotide messenger RNA. RefSeq names its product divergent protein kinase domain 1C (gene DIPK1C). The record is from RefSeq and is a predicted model, not a curated record. The transcript has 4 exons. The coding region runs from base 1 to 1386 and encodes 461 amino acids. Lineage: Eukaryota; Metazoa; Chordata; Mammalia; Tubulidentata; Orycteropodidae.
AUGCCCAGUGCUCGGGGCCCUCGUCAGGACGCUCUGGACGAGCCCCAGGCGGGGUGCGGCCCGGUCCCCGGGGCGCGGGCCCGCGGAGGUGGCCUGCUGGCCUCGUUGCAGGAGCCGCGGGCUGAAUCAGGCCUCUGGCCCCCUGGCCUUCCCUCGCCGGCUUUUGUGGCGCUCACAGAGGUGGCCCUGCUCACAGAGGUGGCCCUGCUCACAGGCCUCCAGGCCCUUAUUAGCUUUCACCCGGAGUGUUCUUGUUGGAGCCGGCCGGAGGCGCCCCCUGGCAGAGCUGGGUGCCGGGACUACCAGGGUGGUGCGCUCGUGGGUGACCUGUGUGAAGACCUGUGUGUGGCCGGCGACCUGGUGUACCAGCGCUGCCUGUACUAUGAGCGGGGCAAGAAGGUCCUGCAGGCGGACUGGCGGGGCCGGCCCGUCAUCCUCAAGUCCAAGAAGGAGGCCUUCUCCAGCUUCCAGCCCCUAGGCCUGCUGGAGGAGGCGGCGGCCGACGGGGACCAGGGCUUCCUGGAGGCCGAGCUGCUGUUGCUUGUGGCCGGCGAGGUCAAGAGCGCCCUGGGCCUGGAGCUGGCCAAUGGCAGCCUGGGACGGCUGUGGCCGGGCCGCCGGGGCCCGGGCUGGCGUGGGCAGGUGGCCAGCCUGUGGGCGCUGCUGCAGCAGGAGGAGUUCAUCUACCUGAGCUUGCUGCGCGGCCUGAGCCGCCACGUGCUGCCCGUGCUGGGCUCCUGCGGCCAUUUCUAUGCCGUGGAGCUGCUGGCGGCUGGCAGUGCGCACCUGCAGGCACUCUUCCCGCUGGGCCCGGCGGCUGGGGUCCACGGUGGCUGGGCCUCGGCUGUGGGCAGCAUCGCGCUCAGCUUCCUGGACAUGGUGCACCACUUUGAGCACGACUUUGCGCACCGCCUGCACCUCUGCGACGUGAAGCCUGAGAACUUUGCCAUCCGGAGUGACUUCACGGUGGUGGCGAUUGAUGUGGACAUGGCCUUUUUUGAACCUAAAAUGAGGGAAAUUCUUGAGCAAAACUGCACAGGAGACGAAGACUGCAGUUUCUUUGACUGUUUUUCAAAAUGUGAUUUGCAAGCCAACAGGUGUGGAGCUCAGCGCAUCAACAGCAACCUUCAGGUCAUCUGUGACAAGAUCUUCCGCCACUGGUUCUCCUCACCGGUCCAGGGCUCGGGGCUCUCCUUCCAGCUGCAGCAGCAGUUACAGGAAGUGGUGCGGGAGUGUGCUGACCCCGGAGGCCCUGCAGCCCCUCACAGAGCAGCUCCUAGCAUCUUCUGGGAGCUCCAGAGCCUGUUGCAGGCUGCGCUACAGGAACUGCAGGUGGCUGAGCCGCAGCCGGAUCCUGGCCUUCUGAAGCUCAGAGCCACGUCGUGA